Molecule: messenger RNA, 1356 nt
Organism: Aspergillus puulaauensis
Lineage: Eukaryota; Fungi; Ascomycota; Eurotiomycetes; Eurotiales; Aspergillaceae
Product: pyridoxal phosphate-dependent aminotransferase
Exons: 4
Coding region: 1-1356 (451 amino acids)
Biological process (GO): biosynthetic process
Molecular function (GO): pyridoxal phosphate binding; catalytic activity
Source: RefSeq, a predicted model, not a curated record
AUGACUGACGUUGUGAACUCAAACUCAGCGAAAUUGCGUAUUUCUCCCACUUUGGAGAUCAAUGAACUCGUCUCGAAGGCUCGCGCAGAAGGCAAACAUGUCAUCCACUUGGGCUUUGGCGAGGCCACAUUUCCCAUCCAGCAAGAUGUCCUCCAGACCCAUCGGGACGCAUCCAGUGAAACAAGCUAUAUGCCCGUAGCCGGCAUAGAGGCUUUGCGAGACGCUAUUGCGACUUUCAAUUCGGAUCGUCUAGGUGUUGAGAUUAGCCCUAAUCAGAUUGUUAUUGCUCCUGGGUCAAAGCCCCUACUUUUUGCCUUAUUUGAUAUACUAGACGGCGCUGUGUUACUUCCUCGUCCCUCGUGGGUCAGUUAUGAGCCGCAAGUGCUGCAUGCCAUGAAGAAGCUUUUUUGGAUCGAGACGGACCCUGUCGAUCGUCACAGCAUUACCGACCUUAUCGUUGUGGCAGAAUCUUCUCUUCUCUCUGCCUACCAGCAAGCAAUCUCAGAGGGAUGCAUCCCUCGCAUUAUGCUGAUCAACAGCCCAUCAAAUCCGACAGGGCACGUCUUCUCGGCGAAUUGCAUUGGAGCUAUCAAAGAGUUCUGCAAAUCAAAGAAGAUAAUUCUGAUCACCGACGAGAUCUAUUCCGACAUUUGCUUCGAUGCGGCCCAGAGAGGCAUAAGCGCGUUUGACAGCAACACCGAUGAUUCCGAAACUGUGAUCCUUACCGGCGGACUAUCCAAGACAUACUCGGCCGGUGGCUGGCGCGUGGGCUAUGCCAUUUUCCCCCCUUCCCAAAAGGGCGAAGCUAUCCGCAAGACAAUCCUCGCAUACGCUUCCGAAUGCUGGUCGGCAGCCUCCGCACCGGCUCAAUUGGCAUCUGUCAAGGCCUUUUCCACGGGCGAGGCAAUGUGCAGAUACCGCAAAUCUGUUACUGCCUUGCACCGAUACUGUACUUGGAGGCUCUAUUCUGCGCUCCUGAAACUCGGAUUGGAUGUUAGCGAGCCCGGGGGUUCCUUUUACGUUUACCCGUCCUUUUCACCAUAUGCAGCGCAGCUAUAUAAACUCGGAAUCCGCACCAGUGCGGCUCUGUCAGCGUGGCUGAUACGAGAAUGUGGACUGGCUGCCCUCCCCGGCUCCGCGUUUGGAGAGGAUGAUGAUGGGCCCCUGCAUGGACGGUUCCGGCUACGGAUGGCCACCAGCUAUUUGUAUUUCCAAAACGAGGCUGACCGAUACGAGAGGGGCUAUGACCUCCUAGAGCGCUGCGCCGCUGGGAAAGAGAUAGAACUCCCUUACUUAGAGGAGGCGACCAAGGCGCUAGAAAAUGCCGUGCAGAAGCUACAAAACAUCAGUCUGUGA